AAAAUCGUAUCAAAUACACUGAAACCAGCCAGAACAAAGAUAAGGCUCGACAGUGUUUAUUUUUUUAAAAUAUACCCACGAUUAAUCUGACCACCAAACACUUUAGCACUGGUGCUCAUCUUUCCAAUUUUGCAACAGAAGCUCCAAUCGUGUGAAGCAUGCUUUUCACACGUAAAACAGAACUGCUGCGGAACGGUCGAGCAAUCAAACCCUGUCUGUUAAAAUAGAGCAUCAACGGUAUCAACAUGUCGUUCGUACUGUUUCUGCUGGUCAUUCUGAUUGUAUACGGGCUGGCGCAGGUCUAUCGUAAGCGACGCCGGCUGCACCGCAUUGCGGCCCAUUUCGACGGUGCCAAGCCGCACUGGCUGCUGGGGAACGUGAUGGAGUAUCCGGCCAACGACAUACCGGGUAUCUUCGAGACGAUGGUAGCGCUGCACAAGCGCCACGGUAAGGAUCUGUUCAACUGGGGCCUCCUAAACGAUCACAUGAUUACCGUCAGCAGUGCCGCUAACGUGGAGAAGGUAGUGAUGGCAAAGAGGACGGAAAAAUCCUCCGUGUACGAGUUCAUCGAGCUAUGGCUGGGACAGGGUCUGCUCAUCUCCAAGGGCGAGAAGUGGUUCCAUCGGCGUAAGAUCAUCACGCCCACCUUUCACUUCAAGAUACUGGAAAGCUUCGUGACCGUGUUCAACCAGGAGGCGGAGAUAUUGAUUGAAAAGUUAAGCCAGUAUGCUGACACGGGUCGUGAGUUUGACAUCUACGAGCCGAUCUCGCUGUACGCGCUGGACAGCAUCUGCACCACGUCUAUGGGUGUGGAGAUUAAUGCGCAACGGCAUCCGGAAAACCAGUACGUGCGGGACGUGAAGCGGAUGAGCGAGCUGAUACUGCUGCGCAUUUUCCAUGUGCUGUCGUCCUUUCCGCGCACCUACUGGUACACGAUGCCGAACGCGUGGGAGCAGAGGAAACUUAUCCGACGGCUGCAUGCGUUCACGGACACCGUGAUCCACAAACGCCGGGAACAGCUGUUGGAAAGGAGCUCGCAAGUGUCUAACGAGCAGGAGUGUCUGGAUGAGGAACAUCUUUACACAAAGCGUAGGGAAACGUUCUUGGAUCUGCUGCUGAACGUUAGGGUGGAUGGCAAUUCACUCAGUGAUCUUGAUAUUCGGGAGGAGGUUGAUACCUUCAUGUUCGAGGGUCAUGAUACGACCACUUCGGGCAUUGCGUUCACGUUCUAUCAACUCGCUAAGCAUCCUGAAAUACAGGAGAAGCUUUAUCGGGAGAUCCAAGAUGUGCUCGGCGUCGAAUACCGCCAUGUGCCGCUAACCUACAACACGCUCCAGAACUUCCCGUACCUGGACAUGGUAGUGAAGGAGUCGCUGCGACUUCUACCACCCGUUUCGUUCAUCGGACGUCGGCUAGCAGAUGACAUCGAGAUGAACGGUGUAACUAUUCCAGCCGGCACUGACUUUACCAUCCCCAUCUACGUCAUCCACCGCAAUCCCGUUGUGUAUCCCGACCCGGAACGCUUUGAUCCGGAGCGCUUCUCGGACGGAAAUACGCAACGACGCGGCCCGUACGACUACAUCCCGUUCAGUAUCGGCUCGCGGAACUGUAUCGGGCAGCGCUAUGCGCUGCUGGAGAUGAAGGUCGCUAUCGUACGUAUGGUUUCCUUUUAUAGGAUAUUGCCCGGUGAUACGAUGCACGAGAUUCGUCUCAAAACGGAUCUGGUGCUACGUCCGGACAAAUCCAUACCGAUAAAGCUGGUAGCACGCCCAUGAUUGGGUGUUGGAGGAGUGAGAAUGGAGGGAAGGGGGAGAAUUGAAUAAAUAAAAAAGAAAACAUCAUACCAA
Messenger RNA from Anopheles gambiae (African malaria mosquito), 1847 nucleotides. Its product is annotated as cytochrome P450 4d2. Gene Ontology annotation, molecular function: oxidoreductase activity, acting on paired donors, with incorporation or reduction of molecular oxygen; heme binding; monooxygenase activity. The coding region runs from base 246 to 1775 and encodes 509 amino acids. Lineage: Eukaryota; Metazoa; Arthropoda; Insecta; Diptera; Culicidae. The record is from RefSeq and is a predicted model, not a curated record. The transcript has a single exon.